CCAAGAUCUGAGAAGCCUCUGUUUAAGAGAUUUAAUCUGGAGCGUGUUGUUUUUGUUUACCUAAAAAAACUCCCUCCUUUUGUUCUGAACAACUGAUAACAAGUGUUUUCCUUAGUCUGAUGGCCGAUUCUCUCUCUGUGACUAAUGUUUUUCUAAAAAGUCAGUUUCAAGUUUGAAAACAGUCUUAGAGCAAGUGAGGAAUGUCUGAUCUCGCUGCUGUGAGUCACAGUUACGAGAACGCGACUGCUCUGUUUCCUGUACUGGAGCUCACAUGGAUUUCACAAUCAUGAACUCAAACGAUUUUCCAAAGCUUACAUGAGAAGGGAGAGCAACUUCAGGGAGUUAUCUGACACUGACACUGUCACUUUUUUCUUCAGAGUUUUCAAAUAAAACUCACAAAAGUGUUUUAUGUGUGAAAGUUUUUUGUUUCUAUAAAGGAAGCCUCAGGAAUCUGCUUUUCAACCAUUUGUAAAUUUUUAUCAUCACAGCUAUGGCAACCAUUUGACUCAAUCCAUGAAGUUUUUUUUUCUACAAAGAAAUAAACACGGGAGGAUUAUCAUGAUCACAUGGUUGUUACUGCUGUCACUCUCUACAACGAGCACACAAGAUGGACAAGAAAACAGUGUUUUGCGUUGUGGACCUCAGAAUGUGACUCUUGACUACGACAGUUUCCUGUUAAAGUGGGAAGAUGACCCUUCUUGCUCUGUGAUACGAGAUGGGCUCGUGUACGAGCUGCAGCUUCUCACUGCAGACAAACCUGUACACAAUGGUGAAGUUGUUGUGACACCUGCACAGAUAGGAUCUACUCAUUCCUGGAAAUGGACUUCCCAUUUACCAUCGCAGUGUGCUCGCCAUUCAGUCCGGCUCAGGUCCCAAUACAACAACCAAUCAAGCCCAUGGAUGCAGAAGAUGCUACCUGACCAGGGUAAAAUACUGGUUCUCCCAAGAAAACAAAUAUUAAAGGUGGGCAGCACAGCCACAUUCUGCUGCACGGUGCCAGAUGGGGAAAGUAUUAAAACAAUGUUUCUACAUGACUACAAAGGCACUAAUGUAACGACUACAAAGAUCAGUGAACAUGUGCAUUCCCUGACUGUUCACCUGGACCAAGAAUCAGAAAACUGGAGUGAUGUAAUAUGUGAAACAACCAAAGGAAACAUCAGUGGAGCCAUUUUUCAUGCCAGCUACCCUCCUGAUGACAGUGAUCUUCAGUGUGAAACCCGGGAUCUGGAAUCAAUCGAUUGUUUUUGGAAUGUAGGAAGGGCAGCAAAUGAACAUCCUGCAAUGGAAAGAAUAUAUCAGCUCCAAGGAAGCCCAUGCAUCAAUGGACAUUCGGGAAAAUGCUCACAAAAAGUAGAGGUGGAUACAGUUGAGAGGAACUGGACCUUAACAGCAACUAAUCGGCUGGGAAAGCUCGAGCUCUGUGACAGGGCAAACCUGACUAAAAGAGUGCACAUGGUCGCGCCAGAAAAAGUGGCAGCUUCAACUGUGAACCCUAGAAACAUCAGUCUGAAAUGGAGCUGGACUGUGCAGAAGUACAGUAAUUUCAACCUCACAUGCCAAGUAGAUGUCAGCGAUGGAGACUCUAAUACCAAAGUUUUCCAGACUGAAAACUUUGGAGUUGGCCUCACAGCUGCAGUUAUCAAGGACCUGAUACCACACUGGGACUAUGACGUGAGGGUUCGAUGUGGAACAGCACAGCAUUUCUGGAAAUGGGGUGACUGGAGCAAAAGUGUCAAAAUCCGCACAAAGGGUGAUGUUCCAGAUGCUCUUGACGUGUGGAUGAAGGUGAAGGAAGACCAGACUGUAAUCUCCUGGAAGGUGCCACUGGCCAAUCAGAGCCAUGGAGAAAUCUUUGACUACAAAGUGUCCUGGGCAAAGACCAAAGAGAAAAAUCAGUCAAACCAAACCAACGUGUCCAGAAGCAAUCACAGUCUUACACUCACGCUGGACCCCAGUGAGGAGUACAUGGUCACCGUCACGGCUAGAAACAUAAACGGCAGCUCAUCCCCAUCAACCAUCAUCAUCCCCCGCCUCAAUCUAGAUAAAUCUGAGGUGAAGACCUCCUGGAUCAGUGGCAGCAAUGGUAGCUUCUUCCUGUCCUGGCCUGUUAGUCCUAACGCCAGCUGUGGCUACAUAGUGGACUGGUGUCCAGUCUUCGGUAAUUGCAUCUUCGAGUGGAUGAAAGUGCCUCCCAACAGAACUCUUACCACAAUUUUUUCAAAGAACUUUGAGGAUGGUCGGAGAUACCUGCUGUCCAUAUACGCCUGCACAGAGAGCGCUCCGGUGCUACUACAGAGAAGAGAGGGCUACGUCAGAGAGACCAGUGUUUUGCGUUGUGGACCUCAGAAUGUGACUCUUGACUACGACAGUUUCCUGUUAAAGUGGGAAGAUGACCCGUCUUGCUCUGUGAUACGAGAUGGGCUCGUGUACGAGCUCCAGCUUCUCACUGCAGACAAACCUGUACACAAUGGUGAAGUUGUUGUGACACCUGCACAGAUAGGAUCUACUCAUUCCUGGAAAUGGACUUCCCAUUUACCAUCGCAGUGUGCUCGCCAUUCAGUCCGGCUCAGGUCCCAAUACAACAACCAAUCAAACCCAUGGUUGCAGAAGACGCUACCUGACCAGGGUGUAAUACUGGUUCUCCCAAGAGACCAAAUGUUCGAGGUGGGCAGCACAGCCACAUUCUGCUGUACGGUGCCAGAUGGGGAAAGUAUUAAAACAAUGUUUCUACUCAACUAUAAAGGCGCUAAUGUAAAUGCUACAAAGAUCAGUGAACAUGUGUAUUCCCUGACUGUUCACUUGGACCAAGAAUCAGAAAACUGGAGUGAUGUAAUAUGUGAAACAACCAAAGGAGAGAUCAGUGGAGCCAGUUUUCAUGCUGGAUACCCCCCUAGUGACAGUAGUCUUCAGUGUGAAACCCAGGAUCUGGAAACCAUCGAUUGUUUUUGGAAUAUAACAAGGAAAACAGAGGAUGUUGAAAAACUGAGAAGAAAAUACCUGCUCCAGGGAAGCCCAUGCAAAAUUGGAGCAAUGCAUCAAUUGGGUAAAUGCUCGCAAAAAGUGGAGGUGGAUGCUGCUGAGAGGAACUGGACCUUAACUGUUACUAAUCCUCUGGGAAAGCUCGAGCUCCAUGACAGGGCGGACCUGACCAAAAGAGUGCACAUGGUUGCGCCAGAAAAAGUGGCAGCUUCAACUGUGAACCCCAGAAACAUCAGUCUGAAAUGGAGCUGGACUGUGCAGAAGUACAGUAAUCUCAACCUCACAUGCCAAGUAGAUGUCAGCGAUGGAGACUCUAAUACCAAAAUUGAAAACUUUGGAGUUGGCCUCACAGCUGCAGUUAUCAAGGACUUGAUACCACACUGGGACUAUGACGUGAGGGUCCGAUGUGGAACAGCACAGCAUUUCUGGAAAUGGGGUGACUGGAGCAAAAGUGUCAAAAUCCGCACAAAGGGUGAUGUUCCAGAUGCUCUUGACGUGUGGAUGAAGGUGAAGGAAGACCAGACUGUAAUCUCCUGGAAGGUGCCACUGGCCAAUCAGAGCCAUGGAGAAAUCUUCGACUACAAAGUGUCCUGGGCAAAGACCAAAGAGAAAAAUCAGUCAAACCAAACCAACGUGUCCAGAAGCAAUCACAGUCUUACACUCACGCUGGACCCCAGUGAGGAGUACAUGGUCACCGUCACGGCUAGAAACAUAAAUGGCAGCUCAUCCCCAUCGACCAUCAUCAUCCCCCGCCUCAAUCUAGAUAAAUCCGAGGUGAAGACCUCCUGGAUCAGUGGCAGCAAUGGUAGCUUCUUCCUGUCCUGGCCUGUUAGUCCUAACGCCAGCUGUGGCUACAUAGUGGACUGGUGUCCAGUCUUCGGUAAUUGCACCUUCGAGUGGAUGAAAGUGCCUCCCAACAGAACUCUUACCACAAUUUUUUCAAAGAACUUUGAGGAUGGUCGGAGAUACCUGCUGUCCAUAUAUGCCUGCACAGAGAGCGCUCCGGUGCUACUACAGAGAAGAGAGGGCUACGUCAGAGAGACCAGUGUUUUGCGUUGUGGACCUCAGAAUGUGACUCUUGACUACGACAGUUUCCUGUUAAAGUGGGAAGAUGACCCGUCUUGCUCUGUGAUACGAGAUGGGCUCGUGUACGAGCUCCAGCUUCUCACUGCAGACAAACCUGUACACAAUGGUGAAGUUGUUGUGACACCUGCACAGAUAGGAUCUACUCAUUCCUGGAAAUGGACUUCCCAUUUACCAUCGCAGUGUGCUCGCCAUUCAGUCCGGCUCAGGUCCCAAUACAACAACCAAUCAAACCCAUGGUUGCAGAAGACGCUACCUGACCAGGGUGUAAUACUGGUUCUCCCAAGAGACCAAAUGUUCGAGGUGGGCAGCACAGCCACAUUCUGCUGUACGGUGCCAGAUGGGGAAAGUAUUAAAACAAUGUUUCUACUCAACUAUAAAGGCGCUAAUGUAAAUGCUACAAAGAUCAGUGAACAUGUGCAUUCCCUGACUGUUCACUUGGACCAAGAAUCAGAAAACUGGAGUGAUGUAAUGUGUGAAACAACCAAAGGAGAGAUCAGUGGAGCCAGUUUUCAUGCUGGAUACCCCCCUAGUGACAGUAGUCUUCAGUGUGAAACCCAGGAUCUGGAAACCAUCGAUUGUUUUUGGAAUAUAACAAGGAAAACAGAGGAUGUUGAAAAACUGAGAAGAAAAUACCUGCUCCAGGGAAGCCCAUGCAAAAUUGGAGCAAUGCAUCAAUUGGGUAAAUGCUCGCAAAAAGUGGAGGUGGAUGCUGCUGAGAGGAACUGGACCUUAACAGUUACUAAUCCUCUGGGAAAGCUCGAGCUCCAUGACAGGGCGGACCUGACCAAAAGAGUGCACAUGGUUGCGCCAGAAAAAGUGGCAGCUUCAACUGUGAACCCCAGAAACAUCAGUCUGAAAUGGAGCUGGACUGUGCAGAAGUACAGUAAUCUCAACCUCACAUGCCAAGUAGAUGUCAGCGAUGGAGACUCUAAUACCAAAAUUGAAAACUUUGGAGUUGGCCUCACAGCUGCAGUUAUCAAGGACUUGAUACCACACUGGGACUAUGACGUGAGGGUCCGAUGUGGAACAGCACAGCAUUUCUGGAAAUGGGGUGACUGGAGCAAAAGUGUCAAAAUCCGCACAAAGGGUGAUGUUCCAGAUGCUCUUGACGUGUGGAUGAAGGUGAAGGAAGACCAGACUGUAAUCUCCUGGAAGGUGCCACUGACCAAUCAGAGCCAUGGAGAAAUCUUUGACUACAAAGUGUCCUGGGCAAAGACCAAAGAGAAAAAUCAGUCUAACAAAACCAACGUGUCCAGAAGCAAUCACAGUCUUACACUCACGCUGGACCCCAGUGAGGAGUACAUGGUCACUGUCACGGCUAGAAACAUAAACGGCAGCUCAUCCCCAUCGACCAUCAUCAUCCCCCGCCUCAAUCUAGAUAAAUCCGAGGUGAAGACCUCCUGGAUCAGUGGCAGCAAUGGUAGCUUCUUCCUGUCCUGGCCUGUUAGUCCUAACGCCAGCUGUGGCUACAUAGUGGACUGGUGUCCAGUCUUCGGUAAUUGCACCUUCGAGUGGAUGAAAGUGCCUCCCAACAGAACUCUUACCACAAUUUUUUCAAAGAACUUUGAGGAUGGUCGGAGAUACCUGCUGUCCAUAUAUGCCUGCACAGAGAGAGCUCCGGUGCUACUACAGAGAAGAGAGGGCUACGUCAGAGAGACCAAAAUAGAAGCCAAGCUGUUUAAACUCAAAUACAAACAGAAAGACUCAGCUGUUGAGGUAUCCUGGGAGCCCAUACCUCUGGAAAAGCAGACAGCUUCCAUCCAUGGAUAUAUUCUCUACUACCAGGACAAGAGCGGGAACAUUUUUAACGUGAGCACAGAUGAUCCUGAAGCCACCAGCCUCACUGCAAAGAACCUGAACAUCAGUACGUACAACUUCACAGUGACAGCAUCAACAGCAGUUGGACUUUGUGGUAAUACAUCCAUCAAUGUCAUCUUGAAUCCCCCGGCUGAUCAACUGAUAAUGCUGACCUUGAUAUCCCUGGGAGCAGUUUUUCUUAUUCUGUCUGUCAGCAUAAUCAUCUGCUACAGACACUGGGCAUGCAUCAAGGACAAAGUGUAUCCUCCAAUCCCAAAGCCGGUGCUGACUGAAAAUUGGCUGGCAUCACCAGAUGAACAUACCGUUCGUCCUCUUCCCUUUGAUCAGAGUCACUACAGUGAGGUCUUGGAUGUUCCUGAGCUGCAUGAUAAAUUCAGACCACCACAGCCUGUUGUUGGCCAGGACUACAUGCCUUUUACCUUCUCUCAGACUCCCAAAGGUUACUACAAUAAGCCUCUGAAGAAACUCCAGCCAUGUCUCACUUUGCCCACUACAGGCCUCACAUCUCGGCCAGGCUUGCCAUGUUUUCCAAUUAAUGAUGUAUUUCCUAACCCUUCAUAUAACCUGAUAGUGCAGGGUGAAGACCAGCAGUCACAAUCACAUCCUGAGAUCCAGGACGGGAUGCCUAUAAUUGAUAGUGGAUACCAGGCUCAGAGUCCUGAAGAGAGCUUUAGCACAGCUGAGUUAGAGGAGGAACCAGACAGUCCCAUUUCCUGUGUGUCCACAUACAUUUUGUUGCCACAGAAAACUUCCAAAUAGCAGCUACAUGUGUGGACACAUUUAAGCCUUGCACACGUACUUGAAGCGACCUUAACUACUGCAUAGAAAACACAAGCUGUCCCCAUCCACACAGUGACCUGGUAGAUGUUCAAAGGAGCUCUACUGUUUUCAUGUUUAGCUUCAAUCAAAGCAUGCGAUACAUUUUAGUUCAGUUUUGUACAUUGGUGGUGUUGUGGUGCAGUGGUGCUCGUUAGCACUGUCACCUUGUUGCAGGAAGGUUGUGCGUUCAAAUCAUCUGUCAACCAUUUCUCACGAAAGUAAAAUGUGUGAUUCCUUACUGGUUACAGCUGAGUCACUUUAGCCAGCGGUCAGUUGUGGAUUCAAACAGACAACAGCAAGCUAGAAUAAAAAGUAACACCAACACACUAACCAACCCCUGUGACUGCAGCUGGCUUCCUUUUAUACUCUACUCGCUUCAGGUGAGACUCUGGAAUAACCUAAAUCUGGGGGUAACAAAGAAAUGAAAAAAAUAAACAUCCACAUAAACAAAAACUGAACCAAAAUAUAAUACAAAGAAGACAUAUUUACACAUAUACAAACUCCUAUAAAUACUUCAACAACAUUUGUGCUUUAUUCAGUGAUGGAUAAUGGAAACACUCAAACCUAAACUCCCCUAUUGUGGCACAUUGGUUUACUCCAGAAGCUUAUAAGCAGGUGAUUGUUGCUUUUACUAAUUUGCUGCACAUCAUGCUGAGGAAACAACUAGGAGAAGUUGAGGACUGCACCCCUGGUCUGCAUUACAGGAUGAAACUGGUCACAACAAGCUAUACAGUGCUGCAUCGAAAAUCUUGCAAUUGCAGGUUGCCAGUAGUUUGAAUGGAAGAUACCGCCUUGCCUGCAAACACUCAAUAACUACCCUCUGAGCUCAAGAGAAACUGUGAAAAGUAUGAUGCUAAAAACUGACUCUUUGCCUUCAAAGUAAAAGUUGUGCCUUACAUUGCAAACAACACAUUUCCAACUGUGUAAAUUUUACUUUGAAGAGUAGAACAAAUGUGUUUUUAGACAAGUCAAUAUCUUCCAUGCAACCGCAGGUGACUGCAGCACUCUGCUGUCUAUCUGGGUUUACAGAAACCUGUCAGUGAAUACACAUUUCUCCCUGUCAUCCAGAGGUUUCCAUGAGGUCCCCACUUGGCCUCUAGAACAGUCUAAAGUUUGCUUUUUGUUCAUUUUGUUUGUUUGUUGGACAAUUAAAAGCCAACCGUGUAAAUAAAGAAAAUGUAUGUAGAAAUUCCACUCAGACAUUUGAGAAAAGCCUUUCUAAAGUCUGAUUUGUUUUCCUGUGAAUCCUGUGAAGUCUGUACAAAUGUCAGCUGUUUGCAUUUUCAGUUUAGUGCUGUUGUGUGAAUCAGACUGUCAUCACCACAGAAACUGAGCUCAUCAUGUUGGAGCGAAGAGAAAAUGAACAAUAGAGGAGCUCAGAACUGACAGACUGAUUUAUGUGUAUUUUAUGUAUUUAUGAGUGCCCUACCUUAUUGAAAAAUGUGAAUAGUUCCAUGUAGCUUUUGAGAGGUCUUUGCUGUUGAUCUGUGUUUAUAAGAACCAAGAAAUUACGAUUGAUUCAAUGCUGUAAACCAAUAAAACAAGAAGCUUCAAGAGUGAGUC
Molecule: messenger RNA, 8265 nt
Organism: Oreochromis niloticus (Nile tilapia)
Lineage: Eukaryota; Metazoa; Chordata; Actinopteri; Cichliformes; Cichlidae
Exons: 39
Coding region: 514-6642 (2042 amino acids)
Cellular component (GO): membrane
Molecular function (GO): cytokine receptor activity; protein binding
Source: RefSeq, a predicted model, not a curated record